AUGACGAGUUGCAUUGUUUGGCUCCUCCUAGUCGGCCUGGUCCUGCAGCUGCGGCCGUGGAGCAUCUGCAAUGCCGCUCACGUCGAAUGGGAUUCCCACCUGAUUCAGCAGCUUCACAGCAACGACACCCAGCAGCAGCUGAGUGCGCUGAGAUCUAUCGGCAACGACAUUGCCCAGAGCAGCAACCGGAACGCCACUGCUGCUCGGUAUGCCGGAGAUGUCCUACGGGCAAUUCUUCGUCGGCUGGCGGGAGAGCCCGGGGACAGUUCGGUGCAGCGUCAAGCAGCGACUCUGCUGGAGACACUUAUGACACAUGGAGGCAUCCGUCUCAUCGACGGAGAUGCCGUGCUGCUCGUCGUGCGGCUGCUGGACCACGAAAACCUGAGGGCAGAGCGAAUUGCGACAUCCAUCCUAGCGGGGCAAUGGGACUUGGGGAGGAUGGGGCUCAACGUGAUGGAGGCCUUGGCGAAUUCUGGCGCAGUGGGGAAGCUCUCUCCUCUGCUCAGAUCUGCCGACACAGAAGUCCGCAGCGAUGCGGCCGACGCUCUGCGUGUUGUACUGACUGCUGUCAAAAGACUUGGUGGUGAGUGGGUCUCCAAAGACAGGACAGAAAAGCGGGCCCGCUGUUGGUCGUCUGUGCUGUUUGUCAGACAAGCGGGCCGACACAUUACCUGCCAGUCUCGCAAGCUUCGUCGAUGCGGGUUUGCUGCCGAACGCCAUGGCAGCUCACCAAAACUGCAGCGUCAAGAAGCCAGAUGCAGGGCCCCUGAUGCUCGCUUCGUUCACUUGUGUCCUGCUCGUGUACACCGAAGACGUCGACAACGGCUAUGUAUGAGAAUGGGGAGGGCGCUCUCAGCCAUCAGUCUGUCUGUCUGUCUGUCUCCUUGUUUGUAUGCAUUGAUUGUGCGUGCGUCAGUAUGCCCACACUGUCGAACAUGGAUGUGUGGAGCUGAAUUGUGAGGCUGUGGAGCACUCUCAGGGUGCACGACGCGGCACGGUCCUGAUGAGUGCACUGAUGUACUUUACGUGGAUCCUUAGGUGAACAGGGAGAUAACAAUCUGCUUCGAACGAAUGGCUUUGGUCCGUCUGUUUGUGUGUGUGGGCUUGGUGUAAUGGCCGGUCAGAAGGAGUAGCCCUGCCUUGAGCAGGCGGGCCGCCAAUAUCCUCAUGGCCAACGUGCGUAUGAGGGUGCACAAACGCUCACCGACACAUCAUUGCUGUCCACUUUCUCUUGUUUCUGGCUGCAGGCCGGCUGUUUGGACGCCAUCCGGCGGCUCAGAAAGCCGCCGCUCAACCGGGGUGAUGACACUCAUCGCAUCACCGCAGCAGCUAAGAGCAUCGUGGCGGAUUUGUCACUGCAUGUACAAAUGCCCCUCCAAACUCCGCUGGAUGAUAUUGCAUGCAUGAAUGAAUGCGGUGGCGAGUCUGUUGCCUUGUGUCCAUCCAUCAGGCCCGCGGCGUCUAUAGUCUCCCCACGAUCAACGACCUACGGAAGCUACAGGCCUACGGAAGCUACAGGAUGCCUAGACGCCGUGAAUUGGUACUGGGCGAGAACAGACGGUCACGGCAAGCAAUUCCUUGGUGUCGUUGGUGUCUAAUCCAGUUGUCGUCUCCCUGGGUGCCGCGCGUCGGUCUCUGUUUUGCCAUCCUGCUGGGCCUCUUCGUGCUGUGGCAGCUGUUCCUCCAGCCAUGGCGGCGGCGAUGUGAGCGGCGGCUCGCAGAGCAGCAUGGGAGAGACCUGCUGGCAGCAGAGGAGGCGGAGAAGAAGAGAGGGCGCAAGAAGGCAAGACAGCCCACUUCCUCCGCCCGCCGACGGACUGUCGUUUCUCAGCCAUCCUCUCCUGCUGCUGGUGGUCGUGAUGGUGGCGGUGAUGCUGAUGACGACGACGACGACAACGACAAAAGGCCUCUGUCGACUGCCUGUCAGACACCCCGUGAGCCGCUGUCAGAUCGAUCGAGCGGCAUGACUGAUAAUCAGGACGAUCGGCGAGAGGGGACGAUGAAUGCUGAUGACGGCCAGUGGACAGCAGCAGCCCGCAGUCGGUCCAAGAAGGCCCGGAAGGGCGGUGCCCUCGGGCGCGGUCUAUCGGCCGGCCAGACGCCGUGCGAGGCUCCAUCAGUGGUGGCGACUACAUGGAAGAGGUCCGCGGGCCGAGGACUGGUGCUGCCGCCGUCUGCAUCGCCCCCUCCGCCCCGCUCGAUGCAGCCCCUCACCUCCACAGCACAGCAGUAUACCCAUAUCAGCACAAAGCAGCGGUAAGCGAGACACAGACGGGAGGGCGCGAGGGGACAUCAUGAGCCGUUGUGUGACCUUUCAUGUAGUGAUGUGUGGUCCUCGUCGGCGAGACCGCACAGAGGCCCUCCACCACUCGUCAAGUGUACCAAGUGAGGCUGCAGUGCAGUGGACAGGCGGCUCAUCCAUACCAUUGGCAAAUGUGGUAUCCUCUCCUCGCCCCUCAGGUCUGUUUCACUCGGUGGCUGCCACGUGAGCGCCCACCGUGUUUCGGCGACAGGUGAGGCAUCGAGGCGACACCAAUGAGAUCACAAAAAGGUCCGUGACAUUGUGUGUCUCUGGCGGUCAUGUCAGUUCACCUCCUGCAUGCCCGCCGUCCAGCAGCUACGACGGAGCAGGGCGUCACCGGCAGCAUCUGCACCACACCGUCAGACAGCAGAGUACGCAGGAAGCCAACACCCGUCAGACCCACAGAAUCCGCCGGAUCAUCAUGCUUCGUGUGCUAUCUCAUUCUGUCCAUUCAGGUUCGGUCCGUCUGCUAA
Vitrella brassicaformis is the source of this 2775-nucleotide messenger RNA. NCBI's taxonomy places the organism in Eukaryota, Vitrellaceae. The record is from the annotation of a GenBank genome assembly.